AGUCUGCAAAUAAGUGUGUCGCCAACAGGCCGCAUCCUGUACGAUAUCCCCUGCAAGGUGUGUCAGGACCACUCGUCAGGCAAACACUAUGGGAUCUUUGCCUGUGAUGGCUGUGCUGGCUUCUUCAAGAGGUCGAUCCGGCGACAGAGACAGUACGUGUGUAAGAGCAAGGCUGAGGGUGGGUGUUUGGUAGACAAGACUCACCGUAACCAGUGCCGCGCCUGCAGGCUCACGAAAUGUGUUGAAGCUGGCAUGAACAAAGAUGCCGUGCAACAUGAACGAGGACCCAGGAAUUCUACCUUGAGACGCCAAAUGUCUUUGUAUUUCAAGGAUCCCAGCCCUGACUCCCCGCCCACCCGUCAACGAAGCCCCACACCGCCCGAACCCAUACACCCACGAACACCUACCUCUACUGUCUCUCAAAUGCCAGUCAUGUCAGUCAGUUACCCACACGAGCUGGCGCUACCGGUGCUGACUUCCCCGGACACAGUGUGCGAAACAGCGGCCCGUCUGCUCUUCAUGAACGUCCGUUGGACCAAGCAACUUCCUGCCUACACUGCCCUUCCCUUCAGAGACCAGUUGUUGUUGCUGGAGGAAGGUUGGCGGGAACUGUUCGUCCUCUCAGCCGCCCAGUUCUUGUUACCCGUCGAGGCUGGACCUCUUCUCGCCUCUUCAGGGCUAAGUGGCGAGACUUCCGAGCGCCUCCUUCCCAUACUACAGGAUAUAAAACUCUUCCAGGACAUUCUUGCAAAAUUCAAGGCUAUUUGUGUCGACCCAACGGAGUAUGCUUGCCUUAAAGCCAUCGUUUUAUUUAAGACAGUGUGGGAGAGUGGAGGUGUAGAGGUGAAAGGUGUCCGUGACCUUGGCGCUGUGGCCGCCCUUCAGGACCAGGCUCAGCUCACCCUCAACAAAUACAUCACCACCGCCUACCCAACUCAGCCCUUCAGGUUUGGCAAACUGCUGUUGCUGCUGCCGUCCCUGAAGGCGGUGGGAUCACGUACCAUUGAGGAACUCUUCUUCAGAAGAACAAUCGGCGCCAUCCCUAUUGAGCGAAUCAUAUGCGAUAUGUACAAGACUGCAGACUUUUGAUAUUGGAGAAUAAAAAAAAAGUGUUAGAAAAACUAAUGUUUAUAUUUUUUGUACGAAAUAUAGUAAAUAUAAUGAGAGAGUUAGUGGAGAAGAAUCAUUAUUUAUCUACGAGUAACUAAGCUGUGGACUACAUAAGUAACACAGAUAAUUUACGAAGUGAACGGAAGUUUAAGAAAGGUUUAGAACUAUUUAUGCCUUUAAAAGGAUCUGGUGAUUUUUCCGUAACUAUUUCUUUUACAUUAUAACAGUGCCUUCCUGCGUGUGACAGUUUAUUCCCAUAAUAUUCCUUAAAGAAGAAGUUUUACCUGUGACUAUACUAUUCACCAUUGGAAGACUUACUAUAGCGUUGGUAUCAGUUUAUAAAUGUUCAGAAUCGCUUAGAUGGGUAUUAACAAUUGUCACACAUCAGUGCUAAUAGUGCUUCUCUCUCCUGGAAUAUUAGAUAUAUUAAUAUAGUAAUUCUCACCCAGUGAUGCAUGUUAUAAAUAUUGUUAGAUUCAUUGCGGCUCA
Homarus americanus (American lobster) is the source of this 1599-nucleotide messenger RNA. RefSeq names its product nuclear receptor subfamily 2 group E member 1-like (gene tll). The record is from RefSeq and is a predicted model, not a curated record. The transcript is spliced from 8 exons. The annotation marks the transcript as partial. Gene Ontology annotation, biological process: anatomical structure development; cell differentiation; positive regulation of transcription by RNA polymerase II. NCBI's taxonomy places the organism in Eukaryota, Metazoa, Arthropoda, Malacostraca, Decapoda, Nephropidae. Gene Ontology annotation, molecular function: RNA polymerase II cis-regulatory region sequence-specific DNA binding; zinc ion binding; nuclear receptor activity.